Funneliformis geosporum is the source of this 1782-nucleotide messenger RNA. NCBI's taxonomy places the organism in Eukaryota, Fungi, Glomeromycota, Glomeromycetes, Glomerales, Glomeraceae. The record is from the annotation of a GenBank genome assembly.
AUGGUACAAGAUUUAACGCUUACAAUUAAGGGAGGAAACUCAUUAAUUAUUGAAACAAGUCAAAAAACAGGUAAACCAAGAACACUUAUUUUUGAGGCAGAGCCCGAAGCGGGUAAACUUGGUUAUGGCGGGGUUGGAGAAAUUGAUAUCGGAAAUUAUGAAGAGUUUGGAAAACCUACAAAUAUAGGAAUGCGGUUUACUAUUAAAGAUAGAAGCGGAGAAGUAGAUGGUGCCGAUUUUGCUAGGUUGGUGGAAUUAUCUGAACAAGUAAACAAAGAAGUGAGCAACAAUGUUCACCUUCACAAUUUUGCCCAAACCAUUACUUCUGUCUAUUCGAUGGGACAUGUUAUGGUGCCAGACAAUUCAAGGAAAAAUGAUGCAAUUUUCCUGAAUAGCAGAAAAAUUUUACUAAAGAGAUUUUAUGAAAGAGCAACCAAACUUAUCCAAAAAGCCCAAACCCCAGAAGAUAAAGAAAAAUUCAAAAAGUGGAUUAAUGAUAAAGUUAACGGAGUUUCGGCUAGUGAUAUUUUAGAAGAAGCCCCGCCCUUGAAAAUAAUAAGUGGAGAUAUUAAUGAUUAUUCUCACCGCAAGGUAGAAGUGAUAGGUUUAAUUGAGGAGUUUGAUAAUUCCCAAAAAAUUUGUCCGCAAUGUGGUAAACAAUUUCCGACUCUCUCAAUCUCCCAUAAUGGGAAAAGUUAUUGUAGUGAGGUAUGUAAGCAAGCCGCUAAUAAUGGUAAUAAUGAAUACACCUGCCAAAAAUGUCAGGGUAAAUUUACUGACACUCCCACUAUCAAAGAUAGCAAAAAAUAUUGUAGCACUUGUGCCAAAACUAUACCGGACAAAGAUAAGGAUGAUUUGUCUCAAACUAAAAUUAAUGCUAUCUCUGCUAUCAAUAGAGCUUUAAAUGAAAACCCUUUGGCAGAGGAAAUUAAUUCUUUUAAAGACCAGGUGCUAAGCAACAUUAAUAAAAAACGUACCCAAAAAAGAACUCGGGAAGAAAUAAAAGAAGAAGUUAAAGAACUAAAAAACAAAACCGGUCCAGAAUUAUACGAAGGAGUUAAAAAAUUAGAGAAGCGAAGUAAAACCAAAGAAGAUAUUAAAGAAAUUAUUGAAACUAAAAUGACCGAAUGUGGAGUAAAAGAAGAUGAAUUGGGUUCCGAAGAAAAAUCCAUUCUCGCUAAGAUAAAAAAUAAGGAACAUAGCGAUAAAGAACAAUUUAAAACCGAUAAAAUUAGGUUAAUUGAGUUUAUUUAUAAUAAAGAAAUUGACAAAAAAAUUAAAGUGCUAGAAGCAGAAGUAGAGGCGGCUAACACCAUCGAAAAGAAAAAAAUUGCGAAAGAUAAAAUAUUAGAAAUAUUGAAAGAAGAUAAUAUUUAUGUUGAGAAAAACAAAGCCAAGUUUGAUAGUUUAAUGGUUAAGUUAAAUUCGAGCAGUGGUUUAAAUAAUGAUAAUUCCGAAGAAUUUCAACCUCGAAGCGAAUUUCAUGAGGAUAAAGACAAUUACUUUAUUGAAACUGAAUUACCAGGGGUUAAAAAAGAAGAUAUUAAAAUUGAUUUGGAGGAAAACAUUUUAAGGAUUCAUGGAGAAAGGAAAGAGAAAAAAGAUAAGGAAAACACUAAACAACAUUAUUCGGAAGUGUUUUAUGGCUCUUUUACACGGGAAUUCAUUUUACCUACUUCGACCGAAAAAGAAGCAAUUAAGGCUCAUUAUGAGAACGGCAUUUUAUCAAUAACUGUUCCAAAAUCGGCCAAAAGCAAAGCCCGAACGAUUAAAAUCGAGUAA